Molecule: messenger RNA, 7127 nt
Organism: Micropterus dolomieu (smallmouth bass)
Lineage: Eukaryota; Metazoa; Chordata; Actinopteri; Centrarchiformes; Centrarchidae
Product: WD repeat-containing protein 20
Exons: 5
Coding region: 399-2450 (683 amino acids)
Molecular function (GO): protein binding
Source: RefSeq, a predicted model, not a curated record
GGACGAAGCAAGCUGUCCAGGGCAGGAUGCCCUCUCUGUACCCCCCGACACAUUAGCGGGAGUGCGCAGUGCCAGGCCGGGCCAGCAGCAGUCGACGCAUCAUCGCACGUACUUUACGCACACUGGAUGAACGGGGGCAGAGACCCUGCCGAGGAUGAUGCUUAUACCGGCUGAGAAGGGCUUUCUCUCGGGCUUUAUUUAACUGGUAGCAGUGGUCCGGUCGCUGGUACUGGUGUAAAAUGCAUUGGAGCAGACCGGGUGUGCUGGUCGGCCUAGCGGAGCUCGGCUGCUGCUGCUCGCCUUCGCCUCUCCCAUUUCUAUUCUAGUACUUUUUUAUUGUAGCUUUAUUAUUUCCAGGUCAAAAUUUCAGUUUCCUGUGCGGCUUGUUUGUACUAAAAAUGGCCGGAGAUGGCGGCGCUCUGAAGGAUAUCAAUGAGAUUAAAUCCCAGUUCCGGACCAGAGAGGGCUUCUACAAGCUGCUCACCCUCUCGGACUCGCAGCAGCGGGGCGGGCUGCCGCGGGGUCCGUCUGCCGGAGCCACGCUGGGCCCAGGGGCUGGACCCGGUCCGAUACCCGGCGGAGGGGUCGGUCUGCUGCAGGGGCCCGGGGCUGCCGCCGCCUCCUCGUCGGCUGCCGCCGCCUCCUCGUCUUCCAAUGCCGCAGCCAACUCCUCUCCGGCGGGUUUCUUACCGCCGGUCCGGGUCUCUAUGGUCAAACUGCAGCCAGAAGACCCGAGCGAGGAGUCGGAGCGGGUGUGCUUCAACAUCGGCAGGGAGCUGUAUUUUUACACGUACACCAACAUAAAGAAGGCUGUAGACCUCAGUAAGCCAAUAGACAAGAGAAUCUACAAGGGGACUCAGCCGACAUGUCACGACUUCAACCAGUACUCCGCCACAGCAGAGAGCGUGGCUCUCAUCGUAGGAUUCUCAGCUGGACAGGUCCAGUAUCUCGACCCAAUCAAGAAGGAAACCAGUAAACUCUUCAAUGAGGAGAGGUUGAUAGACAAAUCCAAGGUGACGUGUCUAAAAUGGCUUCCCAAGUCGGAGAACCUGUUCCUUGCCUCCCAUGCCAGCGGCCACCUUUACCUCUACAACGUGGAGCACCCAUGUGGCACCACGGCCCCACAGUACUCUCUCCUGCGUCAGGGCGAAGGCUUUGCUGUCUACGCCUGUAAAACUAAGACACCACGCAACCCGUUGUUACGAUGGGCCGUGGGUGAGGGAGGCCUCAACGAGUUCGCUUUCUCUCCGGAUGGUGUGCAUGUGGCGUGCGUGGGCCAGGACGGCUGCCUGCGUGUCUUCCACUUUGACUCGAUGGAGCUGCAGGGGGUGAUGAAGAGCUACUUCGGUGGACUGCUGUGUGUGUCAUGGAGCCCCGAUGGGAAAUAUCUCGCCACAGGCGGAGAGGAUGACCUGGUUACCGUCUGGUCAUUUGCAGAAAGCCGUGUGGUAGCAAGAGGUCACGGCCACAAGUCCUGGGUCAAUGUGGUGGCAUUUGACCCCUUCACGACUUCUCUGGAAGAUGAGGAGCCUAUGGAGCUUAGCGGCAGUGAGGAAGACCUCCACCAGGGGGCACUAAAUAACUCCAUGCACUUUGGUCGGGUUCGAACGAGCAGCACCUUGUCGCGUCUUUCUCGGCACAGCUCUAAAGGUGGUGGUUCGGCGUCGGUCACAUACCGGUUUGGCUCAGUGGGGCAGGACACUCAGUUUUGUCUGUGGGACUUGACGGAUGACGUUUUAUACCCACGUCUGCCACUGUCCCGCGCCUUUACUAACACUUUUGGACCCUCGCUGUCCAACUCUGGCAGCGGUGUGGUCAACAGCACCUCAGGUGUGGGAGGAAGUGGAGGGGUUGAGGGUCACCAUCACCCUCCGAACACUAACACCGGCACCUCCAACCCACCAACGCUCCCCUUACCGCUUCCUCGCUCCCUUUCUCGCUCCAAUUCUCUGCCCCACCCCGCCGUGGCAAAUGUCUCCAAGGGCCAGGGCGCCUCGGAAGGCGGCGGGGGAGUUGGAGGAGGCGGAGGGAGCAGCAGCGGAGCAAACAUCACCCCAUUCAGCAUUGGCCGUUUUGCUACGCUGUCACUCCAGGAGCGCAAGUCAGACAAGUCCGGUUGCAGCGGUGGGGUGGAGAAGGAGCACAAGAGGUACCACAGCCUUGGCAACAUCAGCAAAAGCAACGAUAAGAUUAACGUAGCGCCGAGAAGCAACCGGCUGGACGCUGCCAAGGUCCUGGGCACCACGCUGUGCCCACGCAUGCAUGAGGUGCCGCUGCUGGAACCGCUGGUGUGCAAGAAGAUUGCACAUGAGAGGCUGACCGUCUUGGUGUUCAUGGACGACUGCAUCAUCACAGCCUGCCAGGAGGGUCUCAUCUGCACCUGGGCACGGCCGGGGAAGGCGAACUUGACUGCACAGAACGGGAACUCUCCGAGUGGAACAGUGGUAUAGCUGGAGGAGAAGCUUUGCACUCAUCCCUCCCUCUAUUUCCUCCCUCAAUCUGUGUCGUCUCCCUCUCCAUCUAUCUUCAAAAAUGUCAAAUUAGGGGCCAGCAACCAGAGACCGUACCCUACCCACCACUGCAGUAUUAUAGCCUCAAUAUAGCCCUCUGUACUUGCCAUGACCCAAACCCUGUUCCCUACUGAUUUUACUCUCAUGGCGGGCAUUUGGGUGGGAAACACUUGCUGAAUGAUUGUUACAUGAGCUAUGAAACUAAAAUAACUUAAACAGAUUUAAGAAGUCUUGGGAUAGACUUAAAGUUACAAAGUCGGCAAUCUUGGGUGAUGCCCCUUAGUUCCAGUUAAGAGAAGUUUUAAUACUAUGGUAUACAAUGAUUUUUUUGUGUUUUUCCUACUUAGCAGUUUGGGGAAGCAACCCAAUUUCAACCUAAUGGUUCUCCCAUUUUGGGGUGGAAGAACUUAAUUGGCCUGCACAGAUUCCUGACCUUCACCACAUCCAACACCUUUGGGAUGAACUGAAAUGUUUUCUGCAAGCCAGGUUUUUAUCACUCAAUGUCAGUGUCCAGUCUCACUAAUGCUCUUGUGGCUAAAUGGGAGAAAAUCCCUACAUUCAUGUUCUAACAUCUGGUGGAAAGCCUUUUCAGAUGCGUAGAGGACAGCCAAAUAAAAAUGUAGGGUGUUUGUUAGCAGUCAUCCACUUUAAAAACUAGAGUUUGUCCACAGCCCGUUUAACCCGGUUAGGUUAGUUUCACCAGUCAGUUUAAUGGUUUUAAUGACCAGAAACACGUGACAUGAACUUUAGAUUUAAGAUGCAGAACUUUUUCCUUUACAUUUGUAUUAAGAAAUCUGAAAUGGUAAACGUGUUGUAAUGAUGGUCAGCAGUAGGGCAGUCUUCAGAGAGGGUUUCCCACCUCGUGCCACUGUGGGAAUAAAAAUGUAUUCCCAGUGCUUCUGCCUUCACUUCAUCCCUGAGUGUUGUUCUGCAGGAAAACUGCAACAAACAAACAGAAAUCUGCAACAAGGAGCAAACAGCAGACCAGGCUCAGUCUUCAUUCGUCCUUCGGUCCCUCCUUUGUCCGAUCCCUCCAAUUUCCCUUUCAUGCAAAAGACACUGCAAAAGCCACGGCCAUUGUAUUUAAGUUAUUUAUUUUAUCACAAGACUGUGUAGUAAUUUAUAAUGUAAAUACUGAAAAUACUCUAUAAAUACAAAAAGGACAGAAUGACCUGACAGCAAGGAGGCGAAGAAAAAAAAGGAUAAAUGAAGAAUAUUAAUAUAUGAAGAGAUCCUUCUAUUGUACAUAGCAACCGCAUUUAAAAAUUGAAUGUCUGCUGUUUUAGGGAACAUGAAGAUGUCAAUGUGUUUUUAUUUUGUGUGAUAGAGUUUCUCCAGUUUGUCCCUGAAAGCGAGCUGGGGUUAAUCCGUCGAAUGAGGCGGACGCAUUUUGGGUCUAGUGGGACUUUUUAGAGAAACCGACCCGACUCGAGCACAGAGAGAAAUCUUCGGACUGGCUGCUAGCUGUACAUGUCAGUUAGUAGGUCCAAAUAAUACCAAUUCUGCUGAACAUCAUGUGUGAACAAACCACAUAUUAAUGAAUAACUUGCUCACAAACAAACACACACACACACACACUUGCACAUUCCAAACAUAAAACAGCUCACACACACACACACACACACACACAAUCCCCUUAUGGUGUAGCAUCAUAUAUACUGUGUCUUGGACUCCAUUCCUGUUGCACCUGAAUUGCCUCUUGCAAGAAUUUGCACAUACAAUAAAUCCACAGUCCAUCCUGAGCUGCCAUGAAUGACAGAAGGUGUUGUUGUCUUGUUUGAUCUGACCUCUGUGCAGAAACAGCUCAAAUAACCGUUCACUGGAUAUAUUUAGUACAGAGGAUAUAAUAGGUGUACAUCAUUUUGAUUCUGCUUAUCGAUUUUGGUGCUUAUUGAAUCUUUGCUCAGAUUCUGAACAUACUGUUAGAAUAAGAAAAGAAACCAAAAAAUGUUCCAAGUAAAAACCUAUUUUAUUUACCAUGUUUUUAGCAGUUUUGGGCUUCCUUCCAUAAAAACGACCACAUUCAUUUUAUCAUUAGUUUUAGUUAAAGGGGAAGAUAAAGUAAAAAUAUAAAUUCUCCCUCUCUUGACAUGCGCACAUUUGUCUUUACUGGAGUUGGAUGUGCAAAGAUUAGCUGAAUUUUAUGCAUUGCAAAAAAUGACAGUGGACAUUAAAAACUGCAUUGUCAUACCAUGCUGCAUGAAACGCUUAAUCAUAUUAGAUAAACUUCAUAGCCUGACGUCAGCUGACUUCUGUUUGGCAGGGUUUGUUAGUUUGCUCUUUCGACACAGAAGCUGCAGUGGCGGUUUGUCAGGAGGUUAAUGUUUCAGACAUCUGUACCAAUACAAUAAGGUACCAGAGGAUGGAUUUACUGACUAUAGUGAUCCCCUGAUUUCAUCUGGUCAGAAUUAUCAGUAUUUGGUUUAUGACCUGCAAAACCAGCGGCAUCUAAAUAGUCUCACAGAGCUGUUAGCAUGACUAUAGACUCAUUUUAGAUCCCUCCUACUUCCCACCCUCUGAUUGGCUCAGCUGUUAUUCCAAACAGGGAAUCAGCCAUUAAUGAGCACAGCACCAGAUCAAUUUGAAUCCCUGAAAAAGAAACAAGCGACAGAAAAAAAAUAUAUUCUGGAACCAGUCUUCCUCCUGCAUGAAAAUAGACCUAAUGUGGAUUUCAGGAAUCGAUAAGUGGAAUUGAAAAUGAAUGACUAAUUAGUUGUUAUAAAUCUGGAACUGGUUUGAGUUCAGAACUAGUUCUCCAAACUCAACCCUACGCCUCGCUGAUAAUCAACACACCAAACCAUUUCUGUCUAUGUCUAAACCAUCAACCAGAGAGAAAGGGCUACUGAGGUGUUUCUGAACAGGAUCUUUUUUUUUGUUUUCUGUUACUUUUAACAUGCUUCUUAUUUUGGGCCAUAACAAACAACUGACUUCUGUCUUACAUGUAUGAACGCUCACAGUGCAACGUACCGGCAGUUUUUUUUUAUCAGUCUUUGUGCUUUCUUUUGUGUCAGUUAUAGAGUUACUUUUCUGAUAAUACAUCCUAUAAAUAGCAGAGCAUAUUGGAUCUGCUCUCUUCAGAUGUUAAAGGAAUAAUUCACAAAAUGAAAAUGAUCUAAACCAUAGAUUGCCCUUCACCAAAAAACAUAAGUAUUAACAUAUUGUUUAAAACUUUGAAUUUCUCUAAACAGGUUGUGCAGUUUAAUCUAAGAGUUUUAUAGUCAGAUGUUUUGGUGCAGCUGUCUGAUAUUUAACUUGUUAUCUCACAGACACUGUUCACACCCACUAACCCACUUGAAAUCCAUUCUCAUCAGUGGACGCCACUAAGGUGUGAAUGCACCCUGAAGUAACCCCUCAGGCCACAUCUACAAGUGGCCGUUGAUGCGUUUGUCCACAAUUGUUGUGUGUGAAUGCAAAUGUGUUCCUGACUGAAUUAAAGCCAGUAUAUUAGUAUGCAUACAGAAUGCAAAACCUUCCAAACUCGGUGCAUACUUUUUACAUUUUAGGCUUCUUUCUAAGAGAUGUAAACAUUUGGGUGUGUUGAACUUGGGUGAAAAACAGGUGCCAACUAACUGAGAAAACAAAUACUUGACUGAAAUAUUUUUAACAUGUUAUUUACUUGGUGAAGUUGCGAGUGCUAUACAAAUGUUCUCAGGCACUAGAAAAACAAACGAGAUAUAAAAAGAAUGAUCCUGCUCCUGAACUGAAGGGCUGAAAUAGAAGCGAUCAGUCGGUAUAACUGGCUGUGUUUUGCUUGUAUGUUUCUAGGUCACACUUACUUGAACGCUCAGUAUUUCAAACAAAUAGAAGAUUCAGAGGGGUUUGUGCUAUAAAUGUGUCAUCCAAGGAUUUAUGUUAAUUUUCUGUUUUUAUGGCUACAAGAUUUUGUUAGGUUUUGUAAACUCAUUUGACGUUGGAGCAAAGAUGCAUUUCUUCUUUUACUUCUGACUGCUGAGGCAGAGUGAACAGAGUAAAUAUUAGACAGAUGGAAGAGGAUAGUUUUAGUUUUUUGCUGUAGAGGCAUUAGGAAUAAGUCUACUCACAGACUAAUUAGCAGGGAACUGAACAAAAAGCUGUGAUCACAGGAGCAGCUGGAGCUCCACCUGACUAAAUUCAGUAACUCUCCUCUCACAUCUACAAAUCGCUGCGUCCAGACUGUUUGUGAGCAGAAACUACAAACACAAACAGUGUUGAGUCAAAUAUGACAAAUACCUGAGCCAGCAAAGUUUAAAAAAUUCUUUAGGAUGCCAAAGCUCAGACUACGUUUUCCUCUCAACGCCUCAUUCUGCACAGAAACAAACAUUCACAACCAAGAGAACAAAAUCAUUUUAUAUGUUCAUUUUUAUUUGAGAAUGGCCGUUUGUUUUAAGGGUUGUUUUUUCAUUUCUUAUUUCUGUGUGUGUGUGUGUGUGUGUGUGCAUAUGUUUGUGUGUAUGUGUACAAUAUGCAUUCUCUCUUAUCACCAUACAGUUACCACAUGCACCGACCCACACACACAUGCAGCAUCACACACGCUUUCACACACUUAAUGCCUGUUCUGGUGGAAGUUAUAACGGCAGAAUGACGUCACUGUAUCCGGUUUGUAUAUGGAGAUCUGUUAUUAAAACGUUAAACCUGAAA